Serpula lacrymans var. lacrymans S7.9 is the source of this 1358-nucleotide messenger RNA. RefSeq lists its product as uncharacterized. Gene Ontology annotation, molecular function: ubiquitin protein ligase activity. Gene Ontology annotation, biological process: protein ubiquitination. The transcript has 5 exons. The record is from RefSeq and is a predicted model, not a curated record. Bases 1 to 1263 code for a protein of 420 amino acids. NCBI's taxonomy places the organism in Eukaryota, Fungi, Basidiomycota, Agaricomycetes, Boletales, Serpulaceae.
AUGAUUAGACAUGCCACAACUAAGAAAACGGGAAUUUUGCAGACCAGACAUGACAGAAGUUCUUCUUCAUUGUCUUCAUUAUCACCUGUGCCUUCUGACACACCGCCGGUCAAGAAAUCCAAACGGGCUGAGACCAGAAAAUGUCCCGUCUGCGGGGAAAUAAUAGCUGUAAGGUUACUAGGUAAACAUAGCGAACUAGAGUCGCAAAGAGUUGAUGAGAUUAUAAGGAAUGUUGGUUCCACCGAGGUCCUUGCUGACGACCCUCAAGAAGGAUCUAGCUCUGGAAGUCGUCGCUCUGCCGUCAAGGCGCGUAAAUCGCUCAGUGCAAUGAACCCCCGCUUUGACUCGACAAAUUCACUCGAAGUCACAGUAAAGACCAUUCAAACUAUUACACGUCACCGUAAACAGAGACAUGCGAAGUUAAAAGAAAUGGCCAGAGAAGACGAGUUACCAGUCGACCAGGACGAUUAUGACGGUGAAACAACGUGUCCUGUCUGUCUACAGAUGGUCCGGGGUGACAGAGACGUAAUAGAGGCGCAUGUGGAUGCAUGUUUAGCACACGAGAACGCGCGACAGCAGGAAGAAGAGGACGAAGACGAGAUAGAUGUUGAUGGCGAAGGAACUCUCAGAGUCACGGACGGAGCGAAUCUCAGAGGUAUGGGUUUUCAUGUACGGAACGAGCAGGACCAAGACGUGGAUGACGAGGUCGAUGUGGAUGGAGACGACGAAGCUGUUUUCGGGAAUGCACAAUUCACUGAAGGCGACAUUCUAGGACCUACAAGUGACCCUCACGCAGACGCAGAUGAUGGUACUGAAGGCGAUGUUGACAUAGAGGAUGGCCCUAGCGACGAUCGACAAAGACAGACACUCCGUGACUUAGUGGCCGACGGAAAGUUUGUAAGACGUAGUUCACCGUCAGAGGGAAUGGAAAUAGCCAAGGCGAAACUAGAGGAGGUAAUAGGAGUCGGAGACACAGAUAAAUUGGACUUAGCGAUCGAGGCAGCACGAACGCAAGGAAACGGAAACUCUCUGAUUCUUGCACUCGAGAACAAAGUUAAGCAGCUAGAAUCUAUGAGAGUUUCUUCGUCGACCUCGUUAUUAUGCCGCAUAUGCUUGGACCCAUACACAGAACCAACGGUGUCCACUGGUUGUUGGCAUACGUGUUGUCGAGAAUGCUGGUUGCGCUGUCUUGGAUCAACAAAAUUGUGCCCAAUAUGCAAACGUAUUACAGCGGCAAUUGAUUUGAGAAGAGUAUAUUUAUAGUGUGAUAUUUUACUCCGUGCUCGUCUAGCAAAUGUAAUAUCAUGUCGUUAUCUAAAACUAUUCAUUAGCAUAUAAUCACAAUAUUAUCCACUUUA